Messenger RNA from Myotis davidii, 2749 nucleotides. RefSeq names its product hydroxyacid oxidase (glycolate oxidase) 1 (gene HAO1). Bases 74 to 1186 code for a protein of 370 amino acids. Gene Ontology annotation, molecular function: FMN binding; oxidoreductase activity. The record is from RefSeq and is a predicted model, not a curated record. The transcript is spliced from 8 exons. Lineage: Eukaryota; Metazoa; Chordata; Mammalia; Chiroptera; Vespertilionidae.
AUCGUCAAGAUGUAGAAGGCAACACAGAAAAGAAAGAAAUAAAACCAACCUGGGCGUGCAGUAACCCGUGAAAAUGUUCACCCGGCUAGUUUGCAUCAGUGAUUAUGAACAACAUGCUAAGUCAAUUCUUCAGAAGUCUAUAUAUGACUAUUAUAGGUCUGGAGCAAAUGAUCAGGAAACCCUGGCUGAUAAUAUGGCGGCAUUUUCCAGAUGGAAGCUGUAUCCACGGAUGCUCCGGAAUGUUGCUGAAAUAGACCUGUCGACUUCUGUUUUAGGACAACGGGUCAGCAUGCCAAUAUGCGUGGGGGCUACGGCCAUGCAGUGCAUGGCUCACGUGGAUGGGGAGCUUGCAACUGUGCGAGCCUGCAGGUCACUGGGGACCGGCAUGAUGCUGAGUUCCUGGGCCACCUCCUCCAUUGAAGAGGUGGCAGAGGCUGGUGGUGAGGCGCUUCGCUGGCUGCAGCUGUACAUCUACAAGGACCGUGACGUCACCAAGCAGCUCGUGCGGCGGGCCGAGCGGAUGGGCUACAAGGCCAUAUUUGUGACAGUGGACACCCCUUAUCUGGGCAACCGCUUUGACGACGUGCGAAACAGGUUCAAGCUGCCACCACAACUCAGGAUGAAAAAUUUUGAAAGCAAUGAUUUAGCAUUUUCUCCAAAGGAAAACUUUGGCGACAACAGUGGACUUGCUGCAUACGUGGCAAAAGCUAUAGACCCAUCCAUCAGCUGGGAGGACAUUAAAUGGCUGAGGGGGCUGACAUCGCUGCCAAUUGUUGCCAAAGGAAUUUUGAGAGGAGACGAUGCCAGGGAGGCAGUUAAACAUGGUUUGGACGGGAUCUUGGUGUCGAAUCAUGGAGCUCGACAACUUGAUGGGGUGCCAGCCACUAUUGAUGCUCUACCCGAAAUCGUGGAGGCCGUUGAAGGGAAGGUGGAAGUCUUCCUGGACGGGGGUGUCCGGAAAGGCACUGAUGUUCUGAAAGCUCUGGCCCUGGGAGCCAAGGCUGUGUUUGUGGGGAGACCAAUCAUUUGGGGUUUGGCUUCCCAGGGAGAGAAAGGUGUUCAAGAUGUCCUUGAGAUACUAAAGGAAGAAUUCCGGUUGGCCAUGGCUCUGAGUGGGUGCCAGAAUGUGAAAGCCAUCGACAAGACAUUGGUGAGGAAAAAUCCUUUGGCCCUUUCCAAGAUCUGACAGUGCACAAUAUUUUCCCAUCUGUAUUAUUUUUUUUCCAGCAUGUAUUACUUGACAAAGAGACACUGUGCAGAGGGUGACCACAGUCUGUAAUUCCCCACUUCGAUACAAAGGGUGUCGUUCUUCUCCAACAAAAUAGCAAUCCCUUUUAGUUCAUUGCUUUUGACUUUUCAAUGGGUGUCCUAGGAACCUUUUAGAAAGAAAUGGACCUGCAUCCUGGAAAUAUAUUAACUGUUAAAAAGAAAACAUUGAAAAUGUGUUUAGACAACGUCAUCCCUUGGCAGGCUAACGUGCUGAAAAACAAAAGAUAUCCUUUGGUAAACUUGAAGGUAGCUAAUGCUGAGGUGAAAAUUUUAAUGAUCACACUGUUUAUUAGCCGGCAUUGUGUUUAGAUACCCAUAAAACACUGUUCUUAAAUUAUAAGCUCAGGUUCCAAAGGUUCAACAUGCCUGGGAGACUUGGAUUCACAACACUGACGAAGUAGCACUUGGUAGAAUUGGGAUGAGUGGGUGGUAAUCUGUGAUUUUCUAGAGACUUUUUUAAUACCCUGAGCUGUGCUACUUCUUUGAAUGUAGAUUUUCAUUCCCAUCCUCAGUGUCUGAAUAUAUCUGAAUAUUUUGUGAUAUACAUUGCUUUCUAACCAGAAAGAAAUAAAACAUUAUUUUGAAAAGAGUAUAUCUGGUCCAUCUGCAACAAUAUGGAAUUUAACCAUUUUGCUUUCUUAAUGCUAAUUGGUUCCCUAUUCCUCCAUGCAUGCUGCAUUAUUUCUCAUACCAUCUAGUUCCUCUUCUUUAUUCUCUUGCUUCUUUCCAUCACAACCGUGUGCAAACCCAGCUACAUUAUUUGUGAGGAUCAUGCCCAAUGAAAAUGCCAGUCCUUUGUUCAAAAAGUGAGAAAAAGCUUUUUCUUUCUUCUACAGUUUUUCUCUUAAUCUGUCAUGGUAUCUUUUAUUUGCCAUUUAAUGCCACGUUUCCUUGGGCACAGGGAUAUGCACAGGGCAAGUGCAGAUCCUCAAAGGUGCCUGGGACACCAUCCUGUGAUCUGCCCCAACUCUUCUCAGUCCAGGUCCAGGACCCUUGAGGUGGAGAGUGGCCUUGUCACUGGGUGAGAUAGAAGCCAAGGACUCAUUCAGGGGAGGGGAGGAGAUGGUGGGAGAUGAGACAAUGUGUGAACCUAGGCUCCAGGUCCCCAGCUUAUCUCUUUGGUUCAUUAUAAAAAAUGAACUCAAAGAUGAAAUUAUUAAGAAUUUUAAGCCAACAGCCAUAGAACAUUAAACCCAGGCAUGAGGCCCCUUUUUCAGUGUGGAGUUCUGUGCAGCUUCACUGGUUGCCCACAGAGGCCUGGUCACGUGACUUUUAGAUUUAUCCCCAAACCAGUCAUAUGAUGGAUUAUAGGUGGACUUGGUAGUCAGUGUAAUUUUGAGAUUGAUUUUUCACCAUCUUCCUGAUUGUUUAACCACUGUUAAGUAUUGAGUGAAACAAAUGAGAAAAACACUGCCUUAAAAUAAGAUCAUUAUUUUAUGUCUUAUUGUUUUACUAGAGGCCUGGUGCAUAGGAUUCGUGC